Molecule: messenger RNA, 2051 nt
Organism: Caenorhabditis auriculariae
Lineage: Eukaryota; Metazoa; Nematoda; Chromadorea; Rhabditida; Rhabditidae
Source: the annotation of a GenBank genome assembly
AUGGCUUCUCUAAGAGUCCGACCAGAACACUCCGGACCGCCUGAAUUGGUUGGCUCAAGGAAUUUGUUUCAUGUCGAAUCUGGUUUCAGUACUACAAUGAGGUGGAGGCGAGCAGAUAUGCUUCGAAUUCGCACAUUCUGAGCAUUCAAGCUGAAAUGGCGGAACGGGCGCUGGAACUUCUAGCGUUGCCAGAAGACAAGUCUGCUUUUAUACUGGAUGUUGGUGAGUUGAAUUCUAUGGUGGAUUCCUUUUAUCGAUAAGAUAGGCUGUGGGUCUGGUAUGAGCGGAGAAGUUCUGACGAAUGCAGAUCAUUUUUGGAUCGGCCUCGACAUUUCCUUGCCUAUGCUCAGUGAGUCUAACUCGUGUUCCUGGCCUUUGAAAGAAGAGAGGGAACUAGUCUUGCUCAGAGAUCGCCUCCGCUGACAAAGACGCGCAAGACAACAGCGACUACGUCUGGCAGGACAUGGGCGCCGGCGUUCCUUUCCGUCCAGGAACCUUCGACGGCGCCAUCAGGUUCCGUCUUUCUUCAAAGUCCGAAUUCUACUGUUCUUUCAGUAUCUCGGCGAUCCAAUGGCUGUGUCAUGCCAAUUCGAAAAAGGAGAACCCUCGGAAGCGCCUUCACGACUUUUUCCAGUCUCUCUACGCCUCUCUGGUUAUUUUUAUAUUGAAAAUAUUCCGCGCUUGCUCCCCAAACUGUAGUUCACCGAAUUGGUUUUUAGGAUAUAAAAUUAGUUUUAAUAGUUUAAUAUAGCUUUUUAUACCUCAUCAUGGCCUGAAUCAAAUAUUUUAACCUGUAUUAAAUGAAAAACCAAGGUUCUGUUUUACUUACUCUCUUUUUCGAAGUUCACGUAAACGAGCAUUCAAUAUUAUACAUCAAUAUACUUUAGGUGCCUUUUCCUCAGAAUUUUUCCUUUUCCAUUUUGUAUGCAAAAAAGAAGCGUUUUGAAGGUGAUUUCUUAGAUAACUCGAAGGGAAGAUGACUUUAAAAGCAGGAGAUGAAUAUAAAUUCUCCGUGUGGUGUCAAAGAGAAAACAAUUUUUGUCUUGUUCCUUAUCGAACAGGAACUUCAGGCGAGAGGGUCGCGUGCCGUGUUUCAGUUCUAUCCCGAAAAUGAGCAGCAAGUCGAUCUGAUAAUGUCGCAAGCCACGAAGGCCGGCUUCAACGGGGGUCUAGUCGUCGAUUAUCCCGAAUCGACCAAGGCCAAGAAGUACUUCGAUCAGGGAAACUGUGAGGAAACGUGUUCUGCAGGGUUUACCUGGUUCUGAUGACUGGAGGGGUCGCCAAUUUGCCUCCCUCGCUUUCCUGUGAUGAGCCGCGCAAGUCUCAAGUCGACAACACGGAAAGGACGUCGGUUUUCCAUUUUAUUUAUUUAAUUUUUUUGAUUUGUAAUCUUUUGGACCGAAGCAUAACAAGGUUUUGAUAAAUUUUCCGCCAAGUAUUCUGCAAAGACAACCAAGUUUCACUUUUUAUUUUCCUUGCUUUUAAUAUAUAUAACAUUUUUGUCAAUUGAAAGGUGAAAAAGCUUUUCGAAAUCAGUUACUUCAAGCAGGUCAAAUCUUUCAUUCCUCUAAUUGAAUAUUGAACUAGUCUGAGCAGGCUUUGACGGAAGAAAAGAAGGGCACAGAAAAAUCAGAAUUUUUAAAGUUGCUUUUUUUUCAAAUCCGUAAAAUUCAAGUGCUUCAAGUUUGUCGCUAAUAUUUUUUCUGACUGCGUUGUAAAGACUGUUAAUUUCUCGGACCCAUAAUGAAGUCAAUUUUCUCGGCAGAUUCUUUUCAAAAAGGUAAUAAUAAUAAAUACCUGUCGCCAGCAAUCCUAAUUUAAAAAAAAGUUUACUUGGUAAAUGAGGCGCAUUCGUUUAAGAUUCACUAUAAGCGGCCGGAGAGAUUCAAAACCAGCCAAAGGAUCGAAGGCGUGGAUCGAGGCAAAACGGCAGCGAAUGGUACGAAAGGGAAGGUAGGUAUCGAAAUGGUAGUUUAUACUUACCUGGUGUCCUCAGAGAUGUACGACACGAGUCCAAGUAUUCCGGCAGGAAAAGGAAACCAAAAUUCUAA